Messenger RNA from Manis pentadactyla (Chinese pangolin), 1680 nucleotides. It is a transcript of the gene DNAJC3, whose product is annotated as DnaJ heat shock protein family (Hsp40) member C3. Gene Ontology annotation, cellular component: endoplasmic reticulum. Gene Ontology annotation, molecular function: misfolded protein binding; protein-folding chaperone binding. The transcript has 12 exons. Lineage: Eukaryota; Metazoa; Chordata; Mammalia; Pholidota; Manidae. The coding region runs from base 148 to 1662 and encodes 504 amino acids. Gene Ontology annotation, biological process: protein folding in endoplasmic reticulum. The record is from RefSeq and is a predicted model, not a curated record.
CCGCUGCUUCCCUCCACAGGGCGCCCGCCGCGGCUUAGGCCUGAGCUAGAGCUGACGGCGGGCGGGCGCGCGCAGCUGCUGUCUGAGCGCCGGCGGGGCUGGUGGGUCCCGCACCCUUGCUGCCCCUCCCCGCCCGCGCCUUCGGACAUGGUGGCCCCCGGCUCUGUGACUAGCCGGCUGGGCUCGGUGUUCCCCUUCCUGCUGGUCCUGGUGGACCUGCAGUACGAAGGUGCUGAAUGUGGGGUAAAUGCAGAUGUUGAGAAACAUCUUGAAUUGGGCAAGAAAUUACUUGCGGCUGGACAGCUAGCUGAUGCUUUAUCUCAGUUUCAUGCUGCAGUAGAUGCUGACCCCGAUAAUUAUAUUGCUUACUAUCGGAGAGCUACUGUCUUUUUAGCUAUGGGCAAAUCAAAAGCAGCACUUCCUGAUUUAACUAAAGUGAUUGAAUUGAAGAUGGAUUUCACUGCAGCAAGAUUACAGAGAGGUCACUUACUACUCAAACAAGGAAAACUUGAUGAAGCAGAAGAUGAUUUUAAAAAAGUGCUUAAAUCUAAUCCUAGUGAAAAUGAAGAAAAGGAAGCUCAGUCUCAACUUAUAAAAUCUGAUGAAAUGCAGCGUUUGCGUUCCCAAGCACUUGAUGCUUUUGAGAGCUCAGAUUAUACUGCUUCUAUAACCUUCCUUGAUAAGAUUUUAGAGGUUUGUGUUUGGGAUGCAGAACUACGGGAACUUCGAGCUGAAUGUUUUAUAAAAGAAGGGGAGCCUAGGAAAGCAAUAAGUGACUUAAAAGCUGCAUCAAAAUUGAAGAAUGACAAUACUGAGGCUUUUUAUAAAAUCAGUACACUGUACUAUCAACUAGGAGACCAUGAACUGUCCCUCAGUGAAGUUCGUGAAUGUCUUAAACUUGACCAGGAUCAUAAAAGGUGUUUUGUACACUAUAAACAAGUAAAGAAACUUAACAAGCUGAUUGAGUCAGCUGAAGCGCUCAUCAGAGAUGGCAGAUACACAGAUGCAACCAGCAAAUAUGAGUCUGUUAUGGAAACAGAGCCAAGAGUUUCUGAAUAUACAAUUCGUUCAAAAGAAAGGAUUUGCCACUGCUUUUCUAAGGAUGAGAAGUCUGUUGAAGCUAUUCGAGUGUGUUCUGAAGUUUUACAGGUGGAACCUGACAAUGUGAAUGCUCUGAAAGAUCGAGCAGAGGCCUAUCUAACAGAAGAAAUGUAUGAUGAAGCUAUUCAGGAUUAUGAAACUGCUCAAGAACACAAUGAAAAUGAUCAGCAGAUUCGGGAAGGUCUAGAGAAAGCACAAAGACUAUUGAAACAGUCGCAGAAACGGGAUUAUUAUAAAAUCUUGGGAGUAAAAAGAAAUGCCAAAAAGCAAGAAAUCAUUAAAGCAUACCGAAAAUUGGCACUGCAGUGGCACCCAGACAACUUCCAGAAUGAAGAAGAAAAGAAAAAAGCUGAGAAAAAGUUUAUUGACAUAGCAGCUGCUAAAGAAGUCCUCUCUGACCCAGAGAUGAGGAAGAAGUUUGAUGACGGAGAAGACCCCCUGGACGCCGAGAGCCAGCAAGGAGGCGGCGGCAGCCCUUUCCACAGGAGCUGGAACUCGUGGCAGGGGUUCAACCCCUUCAGCUCAGGCGGACCUUUUAGAUUUAAAUUCCACUUCAAUUAAACCAGCUGUUUUUCUGCU